Molecule: messenger RNA, 1677 nt
Organism: Solea senegalensis (Senegalese sole)
Lineage: Eukaryota; Metazoa; Chordata; Actinopteri; Pleuronectiformes; Soleidae
Product: zgc:172076
Exons: 9
Coding region: 363-1547 (394 amino acids)
Biological process (GO): phosphocreatine biosynthetic process
Molecular function (GO): creatine kinase activity
Source: RefSeq, a predicted model, not a curated record
UGAUUUUCUCCAUGGGCUUUGGUGUGGGAGAGUGAGUGGUUUGUCCAUAUUUUUGAGCCUCUGUGUGUCUGGUGACUCAGCAGCAGGGGGCGCUCACAGCACAAUAAAUCACACGUCAUUGUCCGCGUCUUUUUAUCUCAUGUAUGACGACAUAUUCUCAGCAUCAGAACUUUUUCUUUCUACUGAAAAAUCAUUGAUUCCACGGUGAUGUCAUCGUCUCUGCCGACGGAUGACACCAUGAAUCACUGUGUCACUCUGUCACUGUGUCACUGCAGCAGUUGCACUGUAACGUGACUCCUGCUGAAGAAGCCUCGCGCCGUCUAUUCUGAGCUCUUUUGUUUGUGCUGACGGACGCGGUGGAUAUGUGGAAGGUCAAACCUCCUGUUUUUUUUCCUCUGGAGACGAAAUACAGAGCAAUUCUAGAGAGUCUGGUUCCUCCUGAUCCGAUGGAUCAGUUCCACCUGAACAGAGGUUCUGUGGAGGCGGAGUUUCCUGACCUGUGCAGGAACUUCACCAGGAUGGGGCAGAUCCUCACGCUGGACUUUUACCGUCGACAGUUUUACCGCUGCACGCAGAGCGGCGUUGUCUUCGAUGACAUCAUCCGCCCCGGCCUGGAGGAACCAGGUGAGUGGGCGGGGCCCGUGUCAGUCGGAUGUGUUGCAGGCGACGCCCAGUCCUAUGUUCUGUUCUGCGAUUUCUUCGACCGCGUCAUUGAGGCGCAUCACAAACACAAGGUCACAAGAUCAACGCCAGAGAGCGACUUCAACUAUGAUAACCUGAAGGGCGGCGAUGAUUUGGACAGAUCGUACGCCGUGCGCUGUGAGGUGAGCGUCGUUCGCGGUGUGGACGACUUCUGCUUUCCGACGCACUGCUGCCGAGGGGAGCGCAGACAGCUCCUCACCCUGGCCAGGAGAGUUUUUCAGUGGUUUGAGGAGGCGGUGCUUCCAGGUCGACUCUUCUUAUUGGAGGAGCUGAACAAUGAUCAGCAGAGAGAACUGAAUCUGAGUCCUCCAUCGUCUCUGCAGCUACGCACCGGCGUCACCCGCGACUGGCCUGAUGCUCGAGCUGUGUGGCUGAGUAAAGAUGGCCGCCUGGUGGUGUGGCUCAACAUGGACGACCACGUCAGACUGGUGACCACACGUGACGACGCUGACGUCGCAGAAGCUUUUAAAUGCGUCUGCAUCAACCUGCAGAAGUUGGCGGUGAAGUACGGCGAGCUCAAACACCCGUUCACCUGGAAGCAGCAGCUUGGAUGGGUGUCUAGCUCACCAGCCGACGUGGGGACGGGUCUGAGGGUCAGCGUCCACCUCAGACUGAAGCUCCUCCCACAACACACACGCCUGCAGGACGUUCUGAAGAGACUGCGACUCCACAUGGACAGAACAGAAUCCUCAGAGGUUUAUGUCCUGAGCAACGCGGCGACCUUUGGCCCGAGCGAGGUGGAGCUGACGCAGCUGGUGGUGGACGGCGUCAAACUUCUCAUCGCCAUGGAGAAGAGGCUGGAGGAGGUCAGAGACAUCGAGGAGCUCGUACCUGCACAGAAGUAGAUCUGGACUGACCAAUGAGAGGGGGGGGCGUGUUAAUGACAUCAUCAUACAACAGACACUGAGACCUGUGGAUCAUUUUAAAUCAUGUUUUUUGAUGUUUUCAUUUUUAUCUGAUGUCAUGAAAAGUAAA